ACUAGUUGUAUAAAAUUUAUUAAAAAAACAGUUCGAAGUGGCAGCCGUGUGUAGUCUCUAACAAUCCGAGGAUUUCGGUGAAAAAACGUUCGUGUGCUUGUUUGUUUGUGAGGGAUUCGAUUCGAAACAGGUUUGGGCCAGACAGAGAGUUCGAUAAUCAAAUGUUGAGGCCUCAUCUUCAGCCUCAAGCACAACAUCGUUGCCGUCCACUCCAGAAAGUGAGCCCAGAGACAAGAACAGUUGGAAAGGCCCAAAGUCACAGCUAGACAUGGAUGGACCAAGCUUGCGAUUUGUCCUACUUUUGGAGUGGGGGGAUUUCGGGAAAAAGCAUCAAAGAGGAAAGCUGGAGUUGAUUAUACGUUAUAACUUGUGAAAGCUCACAAAUUUAGGCCUGUUAGUUACAGAAGAUCACCUGUAAGGCUAUAUGACUGAUAGCAUCUUUGACGGCUUGCAUUAUUUAGUCACAAUCAGGCAAACACACCAUCUAUAUUAUGAGAAGGAUAAGAAAUUGACCCAUGUACAUUUCAAAGCAAAAUUAGAGAGGGUGCUACUCAUCUGCUUUUGAAAGGCCUCCUAUGUUAAAUAGACGAGGAUUCCAACUCCAUUUGGGAACAAGGCAGGUAAAAACAUGUUUGUCCAAGAAACAAAACCCACAAAACCAAACUUUCUCCCCCACAGCACCGAGUUUCCUGGGCUCAUACAGCCUAGAAUCCCUUCCACCGUAUUGCCACCAACUUUAGCAUUACCUAACCCACCACAACAUGCUCAACCUUGUCGUCAAAACUUCUCAUUGGACUCUGUAGCUUAUACAAAACUGGUUCAGUUCUCUACCAGAUCUGGGUCUCUUAUUUAUGGCAAGGCUGCUCAUGGCCACAUGAUUAAAACUGCUUUCAGAUCAUGCCUGUUUUUGCUAAACAAUCUUCUCCAUAUGUAUUGCAAAUGUGGUGAGAUAAAUAGCGCUCAUCAGAUGUUCGAUAGAAUGCCAAAACACAAUGUUAUUUCAUAUAAUUCUCUGCUUUCUGGUUAUUCCCAGAUGGGUCUUUUUGUUAAUGCCAUGGAGGUGUUUAAUGAAGCAAGAGUUUUUGGUUUGAAACUUGAUAAGUUCACCUAUGCUGGUGCUCUAAAUCUGUGUGGUCAAACUGGGGAUCUUCUGUUGGGUAAGCUGAUUCAUGGUUUGGUUAUUGUUAGUGGGUUGGGUGAUAAAGUUUUUUUAACCAAUUCACUUAUUGAUAUGUACUCAAAAUGUGGUCAGGUCAAUAGGGCGGCACUUUUGUUUGAGUGUUCUAAUGAAUUGGAUGAAGUUUCUUGGAAUUCCUUGAUUGCUGGUUAUGUUAGAGUUGGUGCCAAUGAGAAAAUGGUGAAACUUGUUGGAAAAAUGCACCGAUCAGGAUUGAAGUUGAAUACUUAUGCACUGGGAAGUGUACUGAAGGCAUGUUGCACAAAUUUUAAGGAUUCAAAUCAACAUGGGAAAGCACUUCAUGCCUUCUCAGUCAAACUUGGGUUGGAUUUGGAUGAUGUUGUUGCAACUGCAUUACUUGAUAUGUAUGCAAAGACUGGGGAUUUGGUUGAUGCAAUCCAGCUUUUCAAACUGAUGUCCAACCAAAGCGUCAUCAUCUAUAAUGCCAUGAUUGCUGGAUUCCUCCAAGGCGAGACCAUUAGUGAUGAAUAUGCAAAUGAAGCUUUCGAUCUUUUCUCUAAGAUGCAAAAGAAUGGAAUGAAACCCUCAAAGUUUACGUUCUCAAGCAUGCUUAAAGCUUGUAAUGCUGUUGAAGCAUUUGAUUAUGGAAUGCAAAUUCAUGCUCAAAUUUGCAAGUGGAACCUUCAAUCUGAUGAGUUCAUUGGAAGCGCACUUAUUGAUUUGUACUUUUUGUCAGGUUCAGUUGAGGAUGGGGUUAAAUGUUUUGCUUUAACUCCUAAGCUAGAUAUUGUCUUAUGGACAUCCAUCAUCUCAGGUUAUGUUCAAAACGGGCAUUUUGGAUGUGCAUUGGCUUUGUUCUAUGAACUUCUCUCAUCUGGAAGGAAACCUGAUGAGUUCAUAAUAUCAAGUAUGUUGGGUGCUUGUUCUAAUUUGGCGUCACCAAGAUCUGGACAGCAGAUUCAGGGAUAUGCAAUAAAAACUGGUAUUGGCAAAUUUACCAUUAUUCAAAAUUCACAAAUUUGCAUGUAUGCAAAGUCUGGAGACAUUGAUUCCACUCAUCUGACCUUUGAAGAGAUGGACAAUCCAGAUGUGGUGUCCUGGUCCGUGAUGAUCAGUAGCAAUGCACAACAUGGGUGUGCAAGAAAAGCACUGAGACUUUUUGAGUUGAUGAAGGGUUAUGGAAUUGCACCCAACCACAUUACGUUCCUUGGAGUUCUAACAGCCUGUAGUCAUGGAGGUCUUGUUAAGGAAGGACUACGAUACUUUGAAAGCAUGAAGAAAGAUUACUGCAUGACAGUUAAUGUAAGGCACUGUGCCUGCAUUGUUGACCUCUUGGGUCGCGCUGGAAAGUUAGUUGAUGCUGAAAAUUUCAUUCUGAACUCAGGAUUUGAGGAAGAUCCAGUGAUGUGGCGAGCCUUAUUGAGUGCUUGCAGGGUUUACAAGGACACUGUCACAGGAAAACGUGUUGCAGAGAGAGUAAUUGAGCUUAAACCUCAGGGAUCUGCAUCUUAUGUGCUUCUUUACAACAUCUACAAUGAUGCUGGGAUAAAUUUGCCUGCAACAAAAAUUAGGGAAUUGAUGAAUGAUCGAGGAGUUAAGAAGGAACCUGGUCUAAGUUGGAUCGAGGUAGGGAAUGAAGUUCAUUGCUUUGUGGUGGGUGAUCGUUCUCACCCAAUGAGUCAAGUGAUAUAUGCACGCUUAGAAGAGAUGAUGAAGAGGAUGGAGAAAUUAGGUUAUAUAGAAGAGAGGCCUAUUUCUAGUAUCUCUGAACCCAAACUCAAAGCCAGCACAGUGAUGAACUACCACAGUGAAAAGUUAGCUGUGACUUAUGGGAUUCUCUGUCUGCCAGCAUCAGCACCAGUGAGGGUGAUGAAGAACUUGAGAGUCUGUCAAGAUUGUCAUACAAUGAUGAAGUUUUUGUCGAGAGUAGAAAAGAGAGAGAUAAUUCUUAGAGAUUCAAUUCGUUUCCAUCAUUUUAGAGAAGGUACUUGUUCUUGUGGAGACUACUGGUAGUUUCAAUAGAAGUAAAUUUUUGGGUUAGUGAUAGUAGAAAUGAGUGAAUAUUCUGGCCACAAAUGUUGAGUCAUAUGAGUGAAGAUUUUGCUUUAGUAUUUGAAUCUAUCUUUUUUUAAAUAGCAAUAUUAUAAACAAUAAAUUUUACAA
Molecule: messenger RNA, 3301 nt
Organism: Quercus lobata
Lineage: Eukaryota; Viridiplantae; Streptophyta; Magnoliopsida; Fagales; Fagaceae
Product: Tetratricopeptide repeat (TPR)-like superfamily protein
Exons: 5
Coding region: 629-3151 (840 amino acids)
Biological process (GO): RNA modification
Molecular function (GO): RNA binding; protein binding; zinc ion binding
Source: RefSeq, a predicted model, not a curated record